This is a messenger RNA of Cryptotermes secundus, 6748 nucleotides long. RefSeq names its product potassium channel subfamily T member 2 (gene SLO2). Gene Ontology annotation, cellular component: membrane. The transcript is spliced from 26 exons. The record is from RefSeq and is a predicted model, not a curated record. NCBI's taxonomy places the organism in Eukaryota, Metazoa, Arthropoda, Insecta, Blattodea, Kalotermitidae. Bases 1222 to 5595 code for a protein of 1457 amino acids. Gene Ontology annotation, biological process: potassium ion transport. Gene Ontology annotation, molecular function: intracellular sodium-activated potassium channel activity.
AGCACGUGACCCUCACGUAUAACUCUCUCUCCGAGUGCCGUUCGGCCAAGAAAUGCAACCCGAUCAGUGAGUGAAAUGGGCGUGUGAGUUCAAUGACGGGUCCUACUUUUCUACAGCCUGUGAUAAAGGAAAAAUCAAACCGGAGUAUGAUGGACAGAUGUACCACCGACAGCGUUAUGUGUGCAAGUGGUGCACUAGACGCAACAUAUUUGUGUUCGUUUUAGCGCCAUGAAGAAAUGGAAUUAUAUCAAUGCCAUAUACAAUAUACUCUAUAGUGAAUAUAUUGUUAUGUGUAACAACACCGAACCACACCAUUAAGUUCUGAUCAAAGAAGAUCUCGCUAAAGUGAGCUGAGAUUUCAUAUUUUUUUGAUGUUCUGAACAACUUUGAAUAUUGUCAAGUUCACACAAUACCGACAGCCUAAACAAUAUAGUAAUUUGGAGCUGAUAACUUUAAACAGUAUGAGAAUUAGAAGAAUUAACGAAAUGUCAGUGAAAUAUAACAUUGAAAAUCAAAAUUUUCAAAGAUAGUUAAAACCUACAAAAAUUUGUAAGAAGAAAUGUGUAUUGCUCAAAUAGAAUUUCAUAUCGCCUUAGCCAUGUUAGUGGUUAAUGAGUGACAUAAUAUUAUUUUCAGAAAUAUUUUCUUAAUUAAUUUUUAUAUAGAUAAUUAAAGAGAAAACAUGUUUUAGAGACGUUAGUGUUUACAGACAGAGUGAUUGAAAUUUGUUGAUAAUGACAGAGUAAGCCAUUAUGAAUAUAACUACAAUUCGAAAAUAACUUGUUCAAAUUCAGAGAAGGCUUUACAUUUGAGGCCUCCUCGAAGAUAUUUUAAGACCCUGGAUCCAAGUGUAACAGUCAUCUUGUGUCAGAUCUCAUAUAAGAUCAGUUGAAUAUAUGCUGCAAAAGUUUCUAUGGGACUUCUACUAAGAAGACAUGUUCGUCCAGAGAGACCUAAAUUAGAGAUGUGGAUUUCUCCAAGUGAAAUUUAUUUGACCUGCACCUGAGAGCUUCAGGAAUCAGUAACUCCGUUACUGUGACGUACUCGGGAGUUCUGCAUUGGUACAAGAGAGCCAACAACUUCAGGUACAGACAGAUGAUCGUCGGGAGCAGCUGGCUGUAUAGAUGUUUGAGGCUGAUUGUCGUGUUGUGUACAACCACCGUAACCCCUUCUACACCCCUAAUUGCACGCUGUUACUAGAGGAAAUAGUUCAGUCAUGUAAUGUCUGUCUUCUUCUUCCGCCUGCACAACCUGCGUCGCGAGGAAGAGAGCAAGAAGCGCAAGAAGGCCAAUAGCGGCAGCAGUACAAGCACCGGCGGAGGGAUGCAGCAGCGACGCAGCAUCAGCUUAGGGCGUCACCGCUACCACAGCGCCCUCACUGUGAAGCCCAGCCGCCUCUUCGAGAGGACGCCGCUCACCCCGUCCGACAGCUUGGAUGAAAUCGCUCUUCAAAUACCCAGGGUCCGCGUGGAGUAUUAUGUCAACGAAAAUACAUUCAAAGAACGACUGCAACUCUAUUUCAUCAAAAAUCAACGUUCCAGUCUUCGUAUCCGCAUUGCCAAUUUGGUGUUCAAGCUACUCACAUGUCUCCUGUACAUUAUUCGGGUGGUCACCGAUCUUGAUCCCACGUACUCCACCUGCUAUGGAUGCUUGCCUGGGAAUAAAUCUGCAUACAUCAUAUCGAGUAAUUUGACAGAAGAAGAAUUCCAAGAGAACCCAAUCAUCAACUGGGAGGCAAUUCUCUGGGUGAACCGCUCCCUGGCGUUAUGGAUCAUACAGGUUAUUCUCGCCGUAAUCAGCCUCACAGAAGCGUUGCUGCUUGCGUACCUGGGCUACAAGGGCAACAUCUGGCAGCAACUUUUGUCUUUCCAUUUUAUACUCGAACUCGUCAACACGAUCCCCUUCACGUUAACGCUAUUGUGGCCUCCAAUGAGAAAUUUAUUUAUUCCUGUAUUCUUAAAUUGCUGGCUCGCAAAGCAUUCACUCGAGAAUAUGUUCAACGAUCUGCACCGCGCAAUGCAGAAAUCCCAGUCAGCAUUAUCUCAACAACUGAUGAUACUAUCAGCUACCUUAUUGUGCCUAGUCUUUACAAGUGUAUGUGGCAUCCAACACUUCCAGCGAGCAGGUCACAGGCAUCUGAACCUGUUCCAGGCCACAUACUACGUGGUCGUGACCUUCUCCACGGUGGGGUAUGGUGACUUUGUACCCGACAUCUGGCCAUCUCAACUAUACAUGGUCAUUAUGAUAUGUGUCGCGUUAAUAGUAUUACCAACACAGUUUGAACAGUUGGCAUUCACGUGGAUGGAACGUCAGAAGCUGGGUGGAUCAUACUCUUCGCACAGGGCACAAUCAGAAAAACAUGUUGUGGUUUGUAGCACCACAUUGCAUGCUGACACCAUCAUGGACUUCCUCAAUGAGUUCUAUGCCCACCCACUGCUACAGGACUACUAUGUGGUGCUUCUCUCUCCUAUGGAGCUUGACACAACAAUGAGGAUGAUACUUCAAGUACCUAUAUGGGCACAAAGAGUUAUCUACAUCCAAGGUUCAUGCCUGAAGGACGCGGACCUUGCAAGAGCACGUAUGAAUGAGGCAGAAGCAUGCUUUGUUCUUGCUGCACGGAACUAUGCUGAUAAGACUGCAGCUGAUGAGCACACUAUCCUAAGGUCAUGGGCUGUGAAGGAUUUUGCACCAAGUGUUCCUCAGUAUGUACAGAUCUUCCAAACAGAAAACAAGCUUCACGUAAAAUUUGCUGAACAUGUAGUGUGUGAGGAUGAAUUCAAGUAUGCACUCCUUGCUAACAAUUGCACCUGUCCAGGGGCAUCAACCCUUGUUACCUUGCUGCUGCAUACAUCACGUGGGCAGGAGGGACAGACAUCACAAGAAGAAUGGCAUCGGCUAUAUGGGAAAUGCUCUGGAAACGAGAUCUACCAUAUUGUUCUUGGAGACAGUCGCUUCUUUGGCGAAUAUGAGGGCAAGAGCUUCACCUAUGCCAGCUUCCAUUCACACAGAAAGUAUGGCGUGGCACUGGUUGGUGUGCGCCCAUCGGAGCUUCCAGAAUUUUAUGAGGACACAAUCCUCCUCAACCCAGGACCACGUCACAUUAUGAAAAAGAGUGACACUUGUUAUUAUAUGAGCAUCUCCAAGGAAGAGAAUUCAGCCUUUAUACUGGGCAACCAGCAAAACAGUCUAUGUCCUGACACAGGUACAACUUCAGCAGAUGAGAAGGAUGGAAGUAAGGAGAAGACUGCCUGCAGUGGCAGCCAGCCACAGAACACCAAACCUGACGGUAUCAACCUCAAAGUCCACGUUGCUCUCUCUUUGUGUCCAACUACAUCUGUGGAGUCUGGUGGCUAUGGUGACUCUCGUCAGUGCCUCAAAGAGAGCUCGCCAGGGUUGUUUGCACCAGAUGUGGCAAUCACGGGAAACCAUCUUGACGUGCCAAGACCAGGUGACAAUCCAAACCUGUUGAGUCCCGAAAUUCUCAACCAAAGGAGAGGUAGCCGCCGCCCCAGCAUUCUUCCAGUUCCAGACAUGUUCACUAGUUCGACCCUGAACAUUGCUUCUGAGCAGCAGGAUGAAGGAGAUGAGAGUGAUGAUGAAAUGGAUGAUGAUGUACCAUGGCGAUCUCCCAGUGAGAAGAUUGCAUCUGACGUUACAGAGGGACAAACUGAAGAAUGUGCUAACAGCACAUGGCACAAUGAGUAUGGACGAAUUGUGAAGGGCUUUCCUCCUGUGUCUCCUUACAUUGGUGUAAGUCCAACUCUGUGUUACCUGCUCAAAGAGAAGAAAUCACUCUGUUGCCUUCAGCUAGCUCAAGUAUGUGAACAUUGCAGUUACAGGAAUGCCAAGGAAUAUAACUGGCAAAAUAAAACUAUCAUCCUAGCUGCUGAUUAUGCAUCCAAUGGUAUUUACAACUUCAUCAUCCCACUAAGGGCACACUUUCGCUCCAAAACAUCGCUCAACCCGAUCAUUCUUCUACUUGAACGUCGUCCAGACAUUGCCUUCCUAGACGCCAUUUCCUACUUUCCACUGAUAUACUGGAUGCUUGGAUCUAUAGACUGCCUUGAUGACUUACUACGAGCAGGAAUAACUCUGGCAGAGAAUGUGGUCGUGGUGAAUAAGGAGAUGUCGAACUCUGCUGAGGAAGACACGUUGGCUGACUGUAACACCAUCGUUGCUGUACAAACCAUGUUCAAGUUCUUCCCCAGCAUAAAGAGCAUCACAGAAUUGUCACAGUCAUCUAACAUGAGGUUCAUGCAGUUUCGAGCCCACGACAAAUACGCCCUUCAUCUCUCCAAAAUGGAAAAGCGUGAGAAAGAACGAGGGUCACACAUCUCAUACAUGUUCCGAUUACCAUUUGCUGCUGGCAGUGUUUUCAGUGCAAGUAUGCUGGACACUUUGUUAUACCAAGCAUUUGUUAAGGAUUAUGUCAUCACAUUCGUGCGUCUUCUUCUCGGCAUCGAUCAAGCUCCAGGAUCCGGAUUCCUAACAUCGAUGAAGAUAAUGAAAGAUGACAUGUGGAUCAGAACCUAUGGGCGUUUGUACCAGAAGCUGUGUUCCACAACCUGUGAAAUUCCAAUUGGAAUUUACAGGACGCAGGAUACAUCUCUGUCUGACUCAUCACACUACUCAAUCAACAUGGGAGACGAAGCUCGAGACAAUCAUACACAAAUGAUUGAGAGGGCCGAAAUUGCAAAUCUGGUUCGUUCGCGAAUGGAGAGCCUUAAUCUUCCCAGCAUUGAUUAUGAUGAUGUCAGUGAGAAGAGGAACAGCUUGUCCUAUGUAAUCAUCAACCCCAGUUGUGAUCUGAAGCUGGAAGAGGGUGACAUAAUCUAUCUGGUUCGGCCCAGUCCAUUCUCUGCCCAAAAGACUUUCGAGCGCCACAACAGUCGACGUAAGUCUAACAUCAGUUUCUGCUCGCAGCAGCUUGUGCAGCAGAUGGCUGCAAGUUCUCAGGCUGGUAGCCGGAGGGGGUCAGGUCUGGGUCUCUCUGGCUACACAGCCCCUCGUCCACCUCCACUUGUCACAACCAAAGCCAACUCUCUGUCACUUCCAGACAGCCCAACUGUAGUAGGCGGCAGCCCUGGGUACAGAGGGCGUUCAAACUCCCUUCGUGUUGUGGAUGAUAUCCUUUUGCGCCGUUCCAAUUCCCUGAGGCAAGGACUCGCAUCAGUUGGAAGCGGAAGGAGAAAAAGUAGUUUGGAAGAUUUGGGAGUUGCUUUUGCAGGUGUUUCCCACCCAGCAAACCACAAUCCCAUCAAGAUUGCUCUGAAUGGCAGCAUCGGACUUGAAGUAACACCACCAGAUGAAGGCAGUACGCCCAGUGUAUCGAGUAGCUGUGGCCUGCUGAACAGUGGACCAUCAGGCCUUAGAGUUGAGGUUGGGGUUGACACAAGUGCAAAUGGUGGUGCCUCUGGUGGAGGUCUUGGUAGCGGAGUUGCAGCCUCUGGAGGAUCAGAUGCAUGUAGUGCAGGUUUGGAUAUAUCUGGUUUAGGGAGUUGUAAUGGGGAUAACUGCCUCAGUACAGGACAGGUGUCAACCAUAGCACAAGGCACCGUGACGGACCCUCAGCAUCUUCAGGGCACUCUUGUAUGAUAUCACCUCAUGUGGGGGAGGAGACUCAGUAGCGUGGUUCGCAACAAGUGGCUGUGAACCAAGCUCCUCACUUCCACAUCACUUUUCUUUCAGUGCACAAAACAGCUGCACCAAAUUGCACAUUGGCCUUAUUGACUUUUUGAAGAUCAUCAAAAUAAUUUGAUUAUCACUUUGGAAUCACAUUUCAGAUUGCAACUUGGCAGGGAAAUACAUGUUUCUAGCAAACUGGGGAAAUUAUGAGAAUUUGAGAUGGGAAUAGUUGUUUAAGAAUAUUUUAUCUUAUGGGAACAAUUCUUCAAAAUAACAUAGGAGAUAGCUGUUGAAAACUUGCAAAUUUAUUAAUUAAUAGCCCCUUUUAUUAGAAAGAAUCAAAACAGUGAAAAUGUAUUGCAAUUAUUGAACAAAUGAAGGAAAAUUGAGGUAUAAUAGAAGUACUCAUGAAAUGAACAGGACAAAGAAUAAGUAUAUACAUUCAUUGUACAUUGGACUGUAAUAUAAUGAACUGUAUAUUGAUAUUUAUUUUAUCCAUUGUGUAUAUGUAUGCCAUACUUUUGCUUACCUUCCACUGUGAGAGUGUGACUGUGACAUGAGAAUAUCGUGACAUCUUGGUGUGAGGUUAUGUACACCUCAACAGCAAUUUAAGCCCAUUCAUUUUAUUGUAUAUUCUGUUUGAGACCUGAUCUCUGAGAGCUAAGUAAAAUGUUAGUUUUUAUUGGUCUGGAAUUAAAGAUGAAUGGGAAUUUUGGUAAGAAUGGACAAUGAGGUGCAAGUAAAGAUGCAAAUUAAAUACAACUACCCAUUAUAGAUACAGAUGCUGAUCUAUAUAACGGACUUAAAAAAAAAAUACAACUUUGUCCUAAUGCACUCAACGAAUUUAGUCUGAUUUCAAUGAGUAGCACUCAUUUUAGUGCAAAUUGCUUGCUGGCUGGCCAGUCAAGAGAGGUAGGAAGGAAGAGGAGUAGAUUAUUGUGCAGGUGGCAGAAGAGGACUUUAUGGGAAGAAGGAAGAUAUUAUGUUCUGUUUAUAUGACUUGACCUCCUGCAGUUUUUUUACACAACUCACAAAAUUCAAGGAACACCUGUACUUAAAUUCUGAUAAUUAUGUCGUGAUUUUCUUCUUCUUCUUCUUCUUCUUCUUAUUAUUAUUAUUAUUA